Nematolebias whitei (Rio pearlfish) is the source of this 3042-nucleotide messenger RNA. RefSeq names its product interactor of little elongator complex ELL subunit 2 (gene ice2). Gene Ontology annotation, cellular component: transcription elongation factor complex. Gene Ontology annotation, biological process: snRNA transcription by RNA polymerase III; snRNA transcription by RNA polymerase II; positive regulation of transcription by RNA polymerase III. The record is from RefSeq and is a predicted model, not a curated record. Bases 89 to 2887 code for a protein of 932 amino acids. The transcript is spliced from 15 exons. NCBI's taxonomy places the organism in Eukaryota, Metazoa, Chordata, Actinopteri, Cyprinodontiformes, Rivulidae.
CGUUUAGAGUUCGUGAUGUCUGACUCAAUGGUCCAUUUUAUUUCACCUUAACGUGUUUAUUCCUGCGAACGUGUAACUGUGAGCAACAAUGGAGAUAGAAUGGGAUGAGGAGCCAGUUCCCGAUGGUCCUUUCUUCACCAGAGAUCUUUAUGACACAUACUCACUUGCUCCUCAUAUCAGAGAACUUUUGGAUAUUCUUCAAAGUCCUGCAGUGAGUGACAACAUAAAACAAGAUUGCAUUGCGGCUGCAGAAGGCGCCAGAUCUCCUAACAUAAAAGGUGCUGCAAAGUUGAAAGGCAACGGUUGCGUCAGCGGCAGCCAAGCGUCCAGUUGGGAGAACUGUGAUAGUGAUGAUCCAUCUUCAGACGAUGAUGCUGAGGGCACGGAGAGUAAGGGGGGCAGGAAAUCUAAAAGGAUGGAGACUGACGCGGAGGUGGAUGCUCCUUAUCCUGAACCCAGGCUGCCCUAUCCCCGUAUGUCCAGCCUGAGCGCUCAUGAACAGAAAGCACAUGUUGGCUAUAUGUUGAGUAAUAAAACUAGGAGUCCUACACAGGGUUUUAAAACGCGAUUAAAUAAUGAAGUGGCUCAGUUCAUGACGUACCUGCAAGAUGUCGCUAAAAUGUGUGCUGAUGACUACAAGCUCAUAUCACCAGGCGCUGUGCAGUAUACAGAGGAAUUAUUUAGGGCUUAUUUAGAGUGGAUUAAGACUCUGCCUCAGUUCUACCAAAUCCACGAGAUGACCAGUUUGACAGGGGGAACGUUUAAUCCCGGGCUGGCGCUGACCUUCGAGAAGCAGCUGCUAACGAUGGGCAGUGUGAGUGUAACAGACCAUAAGAUGGUGCCUGCUGACGUGCAGCUUGCAUCGGAUUAUCAGAGUGUUUCAUCAUUGAAUCCUCCAGCUAUAAAAGCCAGGCAUAUGCAUGCUAUGGUCAGUAACGAUGGGAACGCAGAGAAACUUAGUUCUUUUUAUGAACCUCACGUGUGCCUGAGCCGAGAGGCUUUGGUGAGGCUGCUGGACAACCACGGCCCUGAGUUUGGGGAGCCAUGGGAGCUGCCUGUUGUGGUGAAAAUCAACCCAGGGAAAGUCAGCAGCAAGAAGAAGAUUGUGUACAUCGACUCCCCUCUUCUGAAGACAGAGAUGACCGUUAGAGAGAGGAGUCACAUCUACCAUGAGGAAAGUUUGAAGCUCUCCAUCGUGAAGAGUGGAAGUGUAAAUGUCUUCCGUUUGAUGACAGAGCAUCCCACGAACGAGCAGCAGAUCUCGCCGGAGGGUUCCAAGAGAAAGUGUGUGUCUGCAGAAAGCACUGGCCUUGACUUUGAGGUGGACCUCACAGAUUUAGAGACAUUUGGAGAUAUUUCUAAGAUGACCAAGACAAAAAAAAAGAAGAAUCAAGAGGAUGAAGGGAUUAAAAGUAAAAAAGUUACAUGUUCUUCAGUUGUAACCAGGUCCAAGAGUCUCAGUGAGCAUCAUAAUGCUAACAGCAGCUCACAGGAAGAUACGAGGACCUCUCAGAUGAACACUGAAGCUCCCUCAACAGAGUCGAGCGAGCUGGUUGUUCGUGAGGCCAUUUCACCAAAGACUAAACAAAUAUGCUCUGCCAAAGAAGAGGAGGAAAUCCAAACCUUUACAGAAGAUUCUGAUGAGGAGAAGCUUAUCAUUGAUGAUUAUGCAGCUUCAGCAAAAACAGUGAAACAGCCUGAGGCUCAGACUACAAAACCCUCCACAGUAACCCCAGUUCCUCCAGCCCCAGAGUCCACCGCUCUAAAUACAGACUCAUCUACCCCUCAUAAGUGUGAAAAGACCAGCUGGCAGACCAAACAGGCAAAGUCCUCUGGGGACCAACUAGGUGAGAUCCUACGCAUGCAAACAGCCAUGUUCCAGUCUUCCAAUGACACGCCUGCUACUGCUACUAAAUCACCAAGUCGUUGUGUGGGACUCUUGCCAAACUCUCAUGCAACUUCGCUGGUUAAACCGUGUGUGACCUCAUACUUGGAAAGGAACCAGAACGAGGAUGGCAGUACGUGUGCUGCUUAUGAAUCUGCAGUUUUCAACAAAGAUGCUACAGAGCACAAAAAAAUUCUUUCAGAAGACCUGCAGGCUUGUGCAGAGGACGAACAAGACUACGAAGCUCCAGCUGAGGGAAACCUGCUCUACAAACUUUACAGUCUGCAAGACUUGUUACUUCUGGUCCGUAGCUCGGUGUCUCUGACCCACACGAGGAAUGUUGGCAACAACCAGAACCAGCAUGUGCCAGUGCAUGUUCUGCCUAAGCUGGAGUACCAACUUUGUUAUGGAGUUGAGUGUCUGACCAGCAGUGAGGCGUGCCACCUGUGGACAGAGACGCUGCUUCACUCCACCACAGCGUCUUACAUAGCUCACAUCAAUGCGCUCACAUCAAAAGUGCCUCUGCUGAGGAAGCUGCCUGACGACUGGAAGCAGAGCAUCACCUGCGGGUUCAAAUCUUCCAAGUCACUAAAUAUACUUCACCACCUACUGAAAAAACUAAUAGAGUUAGAAGAAGGACAAUAUCUGAUCACGCACAAAGCUGGAGAACCGUUUGUGACCAUUUUAAAGGCUGUGAAUGGAAAAGCGAGUCGAGGGGCGUACAACCUGCAAGAGGUCCACAGCUCUGUUCCACAGCCCCCCAGCUCAGGCCUUGUGCCUUGGGUACCUGUUGAUUCAGCUGUGGUCCUCCCCUUCCACCGGAAACAUGGGCAGAUUCCCUGCACCUUCCCACCAAAACCUUUCUUAAAGACAGGCAAAGAGAGAGCUAACAAUCCUGGAGCUGGCCAGAACAACCAGAAUGCACAAGGCAGCAAGAAGAAGAGCAAACGUUCAGCCAAACGUAACAAAUAUUUCAAAAGGCUCAUUCAGAAGUCUGUUUAAAAUCCCUCACUGAAGGAUUUCAUUUGCCAUAAUUCAUCUUUCAUUUCCAUGCUCAGGUUAGUCAGAACAGCUGGAUCUGUUGCUACAGCAAAGAAGGAAAGGAAGUGACUGAGAAACACUGGAUCAAACAUGUGUGUGCUUUAAUAUAGUAAUGC